AUGAGGAUUCACACAACAUCCAUUGAUAGCAGCAAAUCAGGAAGCACAAUGGUCCAAUCCCAUUCAAGUUUCUUUGGACCUAUCAGCAAGAUAAGAACACAAAAUUCUUGUCAUGAUGGAAAGAUUAAAAGCUAUGGACAUCUGGGAAGCCAUCAGAAAGAGAGAGGGAAUCCAGUUACUUAUAUCUUCUCUGCUGCUGGUGGUAUUCCGCCACUUGUUUAUAAGAUGAUUCUUGGUGUCCCUCACAUCACACAACAAUUGCAGCAUCUCAUGCUCAAGAACAAACAACCAACUGCAGUUGCAAUAAAUCCUCAAAAACGUAUAAAGAAAAAUAAUAAUAAUAAGCACCCAUCCCAUAUUCCCAUGGACAUGAAGUAUUGGAAACUAGAAACUGGAUCUGAUAAAGCGUGGGAGGAUGCACCUUAUGUUCUAUGGAAAUUAUGUUGUCACAGUGAAGAUAUCUAUGCAUGUGUUGAAAGUGCUGAAGCAAUUCCUGUUUUCCUAUGGUUCUUGAAAACUGGUGGAACAAAGGGACAAGAAGCCUCAGGGAAGGCACUAAGAAAGCUUAUACGCAUGGCAGAUGCUGCCACUAUUAAUUAG
Molecule: messenger RNA, 600 nt
Organism: Lactuca saligna
Lineage: Eukaryota; Viridiplantae; Streptophyta; Magnoliopsida; Asterales; Asteraceae
Source: the annotation of a GenBank genome assembly